Molecule: messenger RNA, 8189 nt
Organism: Lineus longissimus
Lineage: Eukaryota; Metazoa; Nemertea; Pilidiophora; Heteronemertea; Lineidae
Product: inactive phospholipase C-like protein 2
Exons: 24
Coding region: 30-3194 (1054 amino acids)
Biological process (GO): release of sequestered calcium ion into cytosol; phosphatidylinositol-mediated signaling; lipid metabolic process
Molecular function (GO): phosphatidylinositol-4,5-bisphosphate phospholipase C activity; calcium ion binding
Source: RefSeq, a predicted model, not a curated record
ACGAAGGUGAGGUCGGAAAAAGCCCUGACAUGGAUAGCCAGGCAGAGGACGACGAGAUAUUCCUAAAUGGUGAAGAACAGAAUCAAAGGGAUAACAAUCUGUUGCAUCCUGAGGAUAAUACUCAAUCGGAAGGGGGAAUACCCCGCCGAAGCAGCCUUGUCAAAGAUGCAUCACACCGUGCAUGUCGAAAUAAGAAAACGGUUUCAUUUAGUAGUAUGCCGACGGAGAAGAAAAUUGCAAACGCACCUGACUGCCUCAACUAUAUGCAACAAGGUAUCGAGUGUAUAAAAGUCCGCUCAAAUAGUCGCCAAUAUCAUAGACUUUUUACAUUGGAUAAAAACCUCACGGAAAUACGAUGGCAGCCCACUUCAAAGAAACCCCACAAAGCUAGAAUUCCCAUAGAAACAGUAAAAGAAGUACGUGUUGGAAAAAAUACGGACGUUUUAAGAAAUCAGGAAGUAGCCGGGAUAUAUCCGGAUGAAUGUGCAUUUUCAAUUAUAUACGGAGAUAGUUUUGAUUCAUUGGAUCUCAUAGCUAAUACGCCGGAUGAAGCUAACAUAUGGGUGACUGGACUAACGUGGCUUCUCUCUAUGGGCAAGGACAAUACGUCUCCAGAUGCGGUGGAAGAGCGGUUAUCGCAGCAAAUGCGGGACCAGUGGUUAUUAGAAGUAUUCAAAUCUGCUGAUCAGGACAAAUGUGGAGUAUUAGACGAGUAUGAAGUGAUAGAAUUAAUGAAGAAAUUAAAUAAAAACAUUACAACUCGGCAGAUACAACAAAAAAUGAAGGAAUUACAACUUGACCGCACACAGAACAAUGAAAAUAAUCGGGGGCGUUUAGACAGUGAUGACUUCGCUAGUAUAUUUAAAGAUAUCACGACAAGACCUGAAAUCUAUUUUCUACUUGUAAGAUACUCCAGUAAUGCUGAUUAUAUGUCUGUGGAUGAUCUGUUGUUAUUUUUAGAGGCUGAACAAGGGAUGGCCAAGGUAACAAAAGAUAAAUGUCUUGAGAUUAUUAACACUUUUGAACCUUCCAAAGAGGGACGGACGAAAGGAGUCAUAGGAAUUGAUGGAUUCACUGCCUAUUUACUGUCUGAAGAAUGUGAUAUUUUUGAUGUGGAGCAUCAAGCUGUCUGCCACGACAUGAGAUUACCACUGUCGCACUACUUUAUUGCAUCCUCGUAUAACACAUAUCUAAUGGAGGAUCAGCUAAAAGGUCCAUCGAGUGUUGACGGUUACAUCAGGGCCUUACGUAAAGGAUGUCGCUUUGUAGCAUUGGACUGCUGGGAUGGUCCUACCGACGACCCGAUUAUAUAUCACGGUCACACGCUCACCUCGAAAAUCUCCUUCAGGUCUGUCAUUGAAGCCAUCAAUGAACAUGCCUUUGCUGUAUCUGAAUACCCUGUGAUAGUGUACAUAGAAAACCAUUGCAGUAUCAAACAACAGCAACUCAUGGCUCACUACCUGAUCACGAUAUUCGGUGAUAAGCUGGUCAGAGUGCCUGUUGAGAAAGACUGCCAAUUCCUGCCAUCGCCCGAGGCUCUCAAACACAGAAUCAUAAUAAAGGGUAAGAAGCUUCAUGACAAUGACAACACGGAGGGCUACGUGACUGAUGAGGAAGAGAACACAGAUGUGGAGAAGAAGAAAAACAACAAACGGGAGGGAUCCGUCAAGAAGCACAAACUUGCCAGUGAGCUUUCAGACCUUGUGAUCUACUGUAAAUCAGUCAGGUUUGAAGAUUUCCACAACUCUGCCACACAACAACAUUUCUCCGAAGUGUGCUCAUUCUCCGAGUCCUCCGCCUUGAAACUUGCCAACGCCUGCCCUGAAGACUUCGUUCAGCACAACAAGAAGUUCCUCUCACGAGUUUACCCCAACGGUAUGAGGGUCGACUCGAGUAAUUUCAACCCACAGGAUGUGUGGAACUGUGGUUGCCAGAUAGUAACGAUGAAUUACCAGACGCCAGGGUUGAUGAUGGAUCUGAAUGAUGGACACUUUCUCAAGAACGGAGGAUGCGGCUAUGUUCUAAAGCCCGCCAUCAUGAGAGACGAGAUUGCAUUCUUUAGUGCCAACACCAGAGAUGUCAUACCUGGGGUGUCACCGCAGAUUCUACACAUAAAAAUCAUUAGUGGCUACAACUUCCCCAAACCGAAGGGUUCUGGGGCCAAGGGUGACACAACCGACCCAUAUGUGAUGGUGGAGAUCUUUGGGAUUCCUGCUGAUUGCGCUGAGGAGAGAACGAAAACUGUACCACACAAUGGCCUUAACCCUAUCUUUGACGAGAGCUUCGAGUUCCAGAUCAACCUGCCUGAGUUAGCACUUGUCCGCUUUGCCGUCUUGGAUGAUGAGUUUAUUGGUGAUGAGUUCAUUGGGCAGCAUACCAUUCCGUUUGAAUGUAUGCAAACAGGAUACCGCCAUGUAUGCAUGUACUCCAACACUGGUGACCUGCUUGAGAACUGUACACUGUUUGUUCACAUAGCAAUCACAAACAAGCGAGGAGGCGGGACAUGUUUCCUCAGGAGAUUCAGGCGCAAGAAGCCUCAGCGGCGAGGGAUGUCCGUGAAGAAGGGCAAGAAGACCCGGGAGUACACUGUCAUGAAGAACAUCGGUGCAAAACAAAUUGAUGAUACAUUCAAACUUGCCAUGUCCCCUUUACGAGAGGGUACCGACCUCCGUGACAACGUGAUGGUGACCUUAUCAGCUUUCAAGGAAGCGUGCGGCCUCUCUCCCAUCUCAAACAUUAAACAGUGCAUACGGAUGCUGGCAUCUAGGAUAACCACCACGGGUGAUAACGUCAAGUUGGUUCUGAUCAUGAGGGCUGGGUAUCCAAACUUAGAGGCGACAGGUACUGUGCCAGAGAUAUACAGGAAAGCACUGGUAUUGUUCGAUGAUCUGAUCAGCGAAUGCAAGCAUCUGAUCAAUGAGGCUGAAUCCGUGUAUGAGAAGAUCAUCCAAUGUCAGCAGCGGGGAUUGGAGUGGUAUGAGGAACUGCAUAACCUCUGUCAGCAGGCUGGACUCAAGGGAAAGAAGCUUGUAAAGGCAACAGAAAACUUUGCUUGGAAUAUCCGUGUGUUGAAGGGACAAGCUGAUCUGCUCCGACAAGCCAAGAAGGAAUGCCACGAAUAUAUACAACAGGUCCAGGAAGCAGCUCAUUCUCUUGGACUCAUACGGACGUCUCAAAAGACUGCUACACUUUAGCAUUCGACAUUCUAGAUCAACUAGAUGAGUAACUGCCAAAACUACCAUCAACGCGGUGUCAUCAGCUCAGCCUUAGUUGGGCCGACGAUGAUGCUGGAUUGUGUCAGUUCAGUUAUGUGGCAUCGGUUCUGCUUUCCUUGUUUCUGGAUUGUGACGGCUCAGUGACCGGACUGACCAUGGUUCAACUAUUGUUGGCUAUGGACAAUUCUGGAUGGUGCUUGCUCAUCAACAUGAAAUGGCCAACAAUAGAGGAAGAGUCCAUUUUGUGACGCAGAUUAGCUUUAGAGGAAAGAGACACGGAUAUUGAUAUGAUCUUGAUUAUGCCUUAGCACCCUGCUUAAGCAUGGUGCAGCUUAGUCGCUGGUCCCAUAGCCUGAUAGUGGCCACUGUAUUCAUUUUGCUGUGCUUCCAGAUGAGUCUCUGUGUAUAUAGUGCAAUCUAAAAAACAUAUUGAUUAUGAUGAGAAAACUAUAAAGCAAAGACUACUUCAGCCAAUUAUUUCCAUGUUUCAACUAUGUGCAGGGUUUAAAGAGUUGCAAAAGUUUUCCAAACAUAUCUUCUGACAAAUAAUUGAAGUGCGAUGAAUCUGAGUACGUAGGAAAUGCACUGCCAUUUAUGUAGAAAUGCAAGUAAGGCAUUGAAAAACUGUUUGUACAUUUUGAUGAAUUAAAUUAUUAUCUAUUGGAUCACCCAGUGAAGUUCUUUGCACAAGAUGACAAAUACUCAUAGAUAAAGAAAAAAUACUCAUUGAGCUAGAAGAAGUUGUUACAUUUGUAUGAUUAUAGGCCUCCUUUACAUGAAUUGUACAUCUGAUUGGAGUUCACGUACUGUGGUGAUAACAUUUUAAAAUUGGGGUGGGGGAUUUCAGUUUAUUUCUGCUGCUUGUUCUAGUCAUAACUGCAUAGGCCAAAUGCAUUCUUGUUGCAUAUUAACAAAGACCCACAACUUCGAAGUUUGAAGUAGUGGGUUUUUAAUGUUGAGGGCAUAACUGGACCACCUCAUAAAAGAUCUAGGGGCAUAGGUGCUGCCAGGAUUCCCAGGAGACGGGGGGUCGUUUCACAAAAUACCAGGUCAAAUUUGAAGAAAUUUACCUAAAGGGCAAUUCUUGGUCAAUUUGAACGAUUUUUCCCAAAGGGAGUUUGUUCAGUCCCCUUGAGUUCGCUUAUGAGGACGUAGUUUGGAGGGGGGGGGGGGGGGGGGGUGAUGAAUUAUGAUUGAAUGUAAAAAAUAAGAAUACCAAAUAUUGUGUGGAUCACAUAUUCUUCUGACUGUUGUCCAUGUCGACUCACUUUAAUAUUGAUGUAUAUAGGAUAGAUAUAUAUUUAAAUGAUGUACAUUUCCAGUUUUUAUCUGAUAUUUUCUAUAUGUUGUUUAUACAGGGAAUGGAGCUAUUUUAGGCUUAGGUAAUAUUUCAUGCUUAAACUGGGAAGUCAUGCGCGGUCGCUAGACUUUAGUGAGGUUUAUCUGAAAGUUACUUUUAUUUGACAGGGACGGUCUCUUCUUACUUACCAUGUCUCAAAACCAAUUUGUCCGAAUUUUAAUGCUUGAGGAUUAUAUUCUUCUUUGUUGAGGAGAGGUGACCUUUAACUUGUUUUACAGAGGCCUCGGAAGAAUGCCUUGAGCGAGAUAAUGCUAGGCCAGCACUAACGAUAGAUGCAGAGGGCUUGUGUUGAAGGGCUGUAGGUGUACAUCUCGAAUUGUACGCAAACAGUUGGUAGUACAUUUUGUUAAUGUACAUUUUCUGAGUCGUCCAAGAACGGCGAUUAUGCCACAUCUUUUCGUUUCUUGGUAUAUUGGAUAGUCGACCUUGAAUUUUGGCCUCGCCUUAUUACUGUGGCUCUGUAUCUAUCAAUAGUGUCAGUCUAGCAUUAUCUUUGGGCAAUCCUCUAGUGUCUGCACUGCUUAUAAAUAGGGAUGUUUAUACUGUACUAAUGUGGAAACCACACCAUAUAUACAUGUAUAGUAUGAGAAAUCUUAAAUUAAAUAAUUGUAUAGAAAUGUGUAUCAUUUAAACCUGACUGUUACGUGUUAAACGCUGUAAAAAAGAUUAUGCAAAGAAUUCAUGUUCAAAGCCUGCUGCCGUUUUUGGGCAGCUUAUGUGUGGGUGUCAUGUAAAUAUCAUGUACAUGUAAGCAGAUGAGCUAUAAAUAGCUAUAAAGAAGAGUCGAGAAGCUGUGUCGUUUAAAGGUCUAUAUCUGUGUUGUCAGUGAUGUAUUGUUAUUAUGUAUGUUGAGAUAUCUCCAGAAUUGGUCAUUUUUACUUAAAUCAAAAGAUAUUCUAAUAUAUGUACAGUAUAUCACUGUUAUUGUAUUGGAGCCUUUUCAGUUGUUAUAAGCUACGGUAGCUAUUUCAUAGACUAGUUUUUGCUUUAUACUGGUCCUGUUCAAAACUUGAUGGCCUGUUUGCUUGUGAUAAAAUAACACUUUACCCCUUAUGGAUAAUCAAGAUGGCGAACCUCUUUGUAUCUGUUUGGAUGGAGUGUUUUACUUAUGUUGGAAGUGAUGCAGGAGUACGUUCAAUUGACCCCCAUAAUCUGGACACCUCUCAACGUGGAAACAAGUCACUUGGUCUUCCAGUGCAAUCAUUGUUUGAAUGUGUUUUACAAUAUUUAUCAUGCCCCCUACUGAGAGAAUGAGUUUGAUUAAAAUUGUGAUGAAUUUAGGAUGAAAAGAUGACCCUGGACAGACUCAGAGAAAAGAAGAGUGUCCUUGCUGAAAAGAGAGAACCCUUAUGGUUUUAUCAGCCAAUUGACCAAGUUUGUGGUCGGUUUCUUUAAGAUUUAAAAGAAUGAACCCACCCCUCUGUUCCUCACCUUCUUUCGCAACUUCUAUAGUCUCAAGAGACAUGCUGUGUAAAAACAAUACAGUUUAUUUUGCCAUUUCAAACUAUGACGACCAUAAAACCAUGAAACUACGCCAUUGAUAAUUCAAUAGUAACCAUUGCACGUCCAUUAUAAAAGGAGAAGAGCUCUCAAUGCAUCCUUAGUUCAUUGACAAAAGUAUGUGUUCAUUUGCUAACUUAAUACUGUAAUUGUAAUAUUCUCUUCCAAUGUGUUGCCUCUGAUAAAUCUAUCUCUUCUUUUAAAAGUCUGUGAUCUUUCAAACAGCCUGCAUGGUGUUUGAUAUUUAUCUUUACUUUGUUCUAUUUUGUUUUUUUAAGAUACUUAGCUGCAUUUUCCUGGGGAGUGAUGUACAUAUUAACUGCCUCUACUAUAAGCCUAUCUCUGUAAUAUUCAAUUUCAGUUUGGAUUGUCUUUGAAGAGAAGCAACUUUCUCAAGCUUUGUGAACCUCACCUCCAAUUCCUUUGUAGCUAGAGUAUAGAGCCAUGCUGAACAUCUACUCUAAACCACUAAAUUUUCCUAGGUCUUUUAAUUUUGCAGAUUUUGCCAUUGCCCUCAAUUCGCCCAAACAAAAGUCACAAAAAAAACACUUUUGAUUGGAAAGACUGAAAGAUAUUUUGCAAUACGUUAAAAAAAACUGCGACAAAUUUUUAGAAAAUCUCACAUUAUGCGGUUUACAGUUUGAUUACUUGCUCACGUAAAAAAGGACCGUACUUAAUGUGAUAUGAUAUUCUGCUCUGAGACUUGUUUAAAUUUUAGAAUUUCUAUUACUUUGUUGUUAAGUUAUUUCAUGUGUAUUUGGUUAUUGAAUGUCUUUUAAAGAUGACAGCGACUUCAUGUCUGAAUUCUUCAGUAUUAGUUUGAUGAGUUUGAGUGUGAUUGCUUAACUAAUUAAAAGUUAAUGAGUUAAUUUUUGUUUUGCUGUAGGUGAUAGUGUACAUAGGUACCAACCAGUCCAGCAUGAGUUAGUAGCUUGUUGAGCAGGAGAACAUAAUGAGAGGGAAUAAAGGUCUCUCACUGGUUAUGGGUGAAGAAAAUUUGGAUUUGCUCCUCUGUUGUUCCCUUUUCAUUGUCCUGUCCUCUGUAGAGAUUUUUGGAUUGAGAAAUCGAUACUGAGCUGUUGGUGUUGAGGUAUUGUUUGUCUUUCAAAACACUGCAAGGGUGGAGGUAAAAUUAAGACCAAAGCCAGGGCGCCAGCCGAAGCAUUCAGUAAAAUGACCAGUCCGCCUGAGUGUGUUUGAUAAGACAACCAAUACCAACAAUGAGGUGUCAACUUUUGAUUCUGGAAUAUACCUCUUAUUUUGGAUGUAAUCCACAGAGUCGGCUUUUGACAAAUCUGUCUCACCAAAUUUCUGGUCAAAUGAAGCUCUAAAACAUAAUCCAUCAUAACAUUAUGAAACACUGUAACCGAGCUGUUUUUGGUGUCUGAUUGUAUCAAAGCUAGAGGGAUGUGGCAAUUUGGUGUUUGUAUUUUUUAGCAUCAGCACAUAUGAAUUCAAUGUUUAAAAGAAUUUCAAAAUAGAUGUUGCCCUGGAUGCCAAUAAAAACAUUUGUUAUUAUUGUCAUUUUCGAUUUUCUACUGUAAGUACAUUAGGUCGAAAUCCGUGUGCCUCGAUCUGUACAAAAUCAGCAACCUUGUCCCAAGGAUUGUCUUACAGAUGCCAUUGAAUGGUAGAGAAGUGUUCAACUAACCCUUGGGACAUGGAUUCUUGUGAUAGAAUAAUGUGUAAAGUGUGUGUAUGUUGUGGCAAAUGUGCCACCUACUUUGUGUAGAGAGAACUAAAGUUCUUGUUGACCACAUAACAGUUUAUAUGCGAGGGUACUGACUCUCAAGUAGGCCCCUUCUGCAAGCCCCAGAAUUGUGCCUUCAAUUUCAUUAGGACUGUUUAACUGACUCCAAUGUUUGGAUCUCCAGAAGUAUGAAAUGAUGCUACAGAAAGAUAUUGGGGUGUACCAUAAUAUUGACUUCAGUCAACCGACCCUGGUAUGUCUCCAAACUCUGCAAUUCCUCACAGUAAAAUUGUGUUAGUGGUCUGUGCACACACUCAGUACUGGAUGGCUGAAGCUUUGUAUCUUCUAGAUUUUGGCUGUCGCUGGUUGCAGUCAGAUUAUAUAAAUUUUAAUUAAGUGGAUACUUAGAUAAUUAUCAAAUAAA